Molecule: messenger RNA, 1786 nt
Organism: Rattus rattus (black rat)
Lineage: Eukaryota; Metazoa; Chordata; Mammalia; Rodentia; Muridae
Product: zinc finger CCCH domain-containing protein 3-like
Exons: 4
Coding region: 59-1768 (569 amino acids)
Cellular component (GO): nucleus
Source: RefSeq, a predicted model, not a curated record
AAACAGUCGCGCAGUGAUGACGUUGAGGGGGUCUGGCUAGGCGUCGCGGACUCCGGAGAUGGAGGAAAAGGAGCAGCUGCGGCGGCAGAUACGCCUCCUGCAGGGUCUAAUUGACGACUAUAAAACCCUCCACGGCAAUGGCCCUGCCCAUGGCUCCUCAUCAGCUACUCGGUGGCAGCCACCUGUGUUCCAGGGUGGCAGGACCUUUGGCUCCCGCUACUCCCGUCCAAAUCGGAGGGGCUUCUCUUCACACCAUGGCCCUUCAUGGCGCAAGAAAUACUCCCUUGUGAAUCAGCCUCUGGAAUCUUCUGACCCAGCCAGUGAUCAUGCUUUGCAGGCAUCCCUCCGUGAGGAUAGCCAGCAUCCUGAACCCCAGCCGUACGUCCUGGAGAGACAGGUCCAGCUCAGUCCAGAUCAGAAUAUGGUCAUUAAGAUCAAGCCACCAUCAAAGACAGGCUCUAUCAAUGUUUCAGGGGUCCAGCGGGGUUCCUUGGAAGACUGUGAUGACCCCUCUUGGAGUGACCAAAGACCCCAAGGAAGCGAGGUUGAGGUCCCUGGUGGACAGCUGCAGCCUCCAAGGCCAGGAAGAACCAAGAUGGGUUACAGUGUGGACGACCCCCUCUUGGUCUGCCAGAAGGAGCCUGGCAAGCCUCGGGUAGUGAAGUCUGUGGGCAGAGUUAGUGACAGCUCUCCUGAGCACCGGCGGACAGUCAGUGAAAGUGAAAUUGCCAUCAAGGCACACUUCCCAUCCUCUGUCCUGCCCCAACGCACUGGUGUGGCUCUGGGCCGGAAGGUCGGCCUUCAUUCUACCAGCUAUUCUGAACAGUUUAUUGGAGACCAAAAAGCAAAUAUUGGCCAUGCAGACCGACUAGCUUCCUUGGGGUCAGUGGUGGCUCCAGUCAGACCAGCAACGGGAACCAGGCAUGUCAGGGAGGCCUCACUGCUAGUGUCUUGUCGAACCAGCAAGUUUCGGAAAAACAACUACAAAUGGGUAGCUGCCUCACAAAAGAGCCCCCGGGUCACUCGGAGAGCUCUCAGUCCCAGAGCAACUCUGGAGAGUGUGAACAAGGCCACUUUCGGUAUGGGUGUAAAGACCGAGAAGUCACAGCAUAAGGUUGACCCAGUGGCGAGGCCUGAGAAACUGGCCACACCAGUCAAGGCUGGAGCCUCUCCCAGCAAGUACAAGUGGAAGGCUUCCAGCCCCUCGGCCUCCUCUUCUUCCUCUUUCCGUUGGCAGUCUGAGGCUGGCAGCAAGGACCAUACUUCUCAGCUCUCCCCAGUUCUAUCUAGGCCCCCAUCAGGGGACAGAUCAGCAGGGGUACCCAGCAACUCGAAGCCCCUCUUUGGAGAGUCACAGCUCUCAGCUUACAAAGUGAAGAGCCGAACCAAGAUUAUCCGGAGGCGGGGCAGUACCAGCCUUCCUGGGGACAAGAAGAUCAGCCCCUCAGCUGCCACCACCAACAAAAACCAUCUUACCCAGCGACGGAGACAGGCCCUCCGGGGGAAGAGUAGCCCCAUUCUAAGGAAGACUCCUCAGAAGGGUCUGAUGCAGGUCAACAGGCAUCGGCUGUGCUGUGUGCCAUCCAACCGGACCCACCUCUCCAGCAAGGAAGCUUCCAAUGCGCACAUACGGAUACCGCCCUCCAAUAAGGUGAUCAAGACCCGCUACCGCAUUGUCAAGAAGACCCCAAGCUCUGCCUUUGGUGUUCCGUCCUUCCCCUCAUCUAUGCCCUCCUGGCGGGCCCGGCGCAUCUCGUUAUCGAGGUAGGGAAGACCUUGUCUAGGC